CUAUCUGCCACUUGCAGCACUGUCUCCGAGGAGCUGAUCUGAAACUACCUGGAUAAGCAACACAUCCAUAGACAUAAUGCAGACUGGCCUGUCCCUUGUUUGCCUUGUCCUCCUGUGCUCAGCACUGGGAGAGGCUGCCCUGAGAAAAACAAAGAAGCAGGCAGUAGUAACUGAUACUGGUAACUCUGCCAAGUCUGAUCCAGAGCCCGUACCAAUAAAAACUAAAGGCCUCAAGACCCUGGACAGAGGCUGGGGAGAAGAGAUUGAGUGGGUACAGACCUAUGAAGAAGGACUGGCCAAGGCUAGAGAAAACAACAAACCUCUGAUGGUGAUUCACCACCUGGAAGAUUGUCCUUACAGCAUAGCUCUUAAAAAGGCAUUUGUGGCUGACCGUCUGGCACAGAAACUUGCUCGGGAGGAUUUUAUAAUGUUGAAUCUGGUGCAUCCAGUAGCAGAUGAAAACCAGGCUCCAGAUGGACACUACGUGCCAAGGGUCAUCUUUGUUGAUCCAUCCCUGACUGUCCGAUCAGACCUUAAAGGCAGAUACGGAAACAAAAUGUACGCCUAUGAUGCUGACGAUAUUCCUGAGUUGGUUACAAACAUGAAGAAAGCCAAAAGUUACCUGAAAACUGAACUUUAAGCUGCUGCACAUUGUGCUCCUUCUGAUGCUGGAGAGAUGACCACACAGCACUGACCAGUCUCUCCAGCCAGAGACACAACCCCCAAAGUCAGACAUCAGAAUCCCUUGAAAUAUGAACAUACUGAAUGGAAGAGACAACAUCUGGUGACUGCACACCUACUCCUAUUAUCCCUGUCACGGUACUGGUUCUGGUGUCACCAAAGCUCACCUAUACAUUCUGCCAUUGUGUAUUCCCAAGCUUGGCUCAUAUGUUGCCCUAUGUGAAAGAAAACAACCAAUAAUCUAUUUUUGGCAGCCCACAUAUUUUUAUGAGGGCUUAAUAUGAGCGGACUGCAGUGCAGCAAUGCCAUUCUUGGCUUCUUUUUCAUACUGCAUUAUACCAGACCUCCCUUCUGUCUCUAACCAUUUAUCUUGGUUUGAUCUGCUGUUUUUUCAUCCAGACCUCUGUCACACAUCUAAUUAACAUAUACAUCAAAAGCUUGCUCAGACUUUCCCUGCACCUUACAAAGCCUUUACCUUGUAAAGCCCUAUCUUUCUGUAUCUCAUUGCAUGCAUAUAAUAGUGCUAAACUAAGCCUUUGAUUUUUUUUUCUUGGGUUCAUCCAGUAUUUCUAGUAUUUCUAGUAUUUCCAUUGGUUUCUCCUUGAACUAGACUGGUGCUGUUCAGCUUUUUAUAUGUAGGGAUUCAUUUCUCAUCCCACAUGUUCAAUGGCUGAAUUAUACUAAAUGUCAUACGCAGAAGUUUUUGGAGCCCUGGAUUGGUGUGGGGGCCAUAAAAACUCUCUGGAGGACCACUUCCAUCCUCCAGUUGGACAGCCCUGGAAUACUAAAUCUGUUCUUUUGUAUCAGCGUAUUUAAUAAGCAGCUCUGUUUUCCACAUCCUAUAUCUUUAUGUCUUUCUGUGGCAUACAUCACUCUUAUAUAGCCAAUGUUUAUUCUGUACUGUGCAGCAAGGCCUGGUAGUCUGCGUGUAGUCCCACCUUCUCCCAGGUUUAAUCAAACAGUGCUCUGCAGUCUUUUCAUAUCUAGUCCCUAUUAUUACCCUCUAAAAUCCCACAUACGAGACAUUUCAUCAAUUAAUCCUAAUUCUACUACAAUUAACCUAGCACAUGCAUUUCCAACUCCGUAAUUUCUUAUACGCCAAUGAAGUUUUCAAGGUGGCGUCAGUGAUGCAGCUCGGUUUCCAUCCACUAAGAGAUCCAUGCUGCAUUUCUAUAAAACAACAUUGAUCAGAAAUCUGAUCUAAUGGGCAGCCACUGUCUUCAUAUGCAAUAUCUUCCAGUUCUGCUGGGUGACGUUAUACAUUUUAUAGUAAAUAUUUUCUGUGUAUUUUUAAGUAGAAUUCAUAAAAAUAUUUUAUUCAAA
Molecule: messenger RNA, 2004 nt
Organism: Xenopus tropicalis (tropical clawed frog)
Lineage: Eukaryota; Metazoa; Chordata; Amphibia; Anura; Pipidae
Gene: ag1
Product: anterior gradient 1
Exons: 8
Coding region: 77-640 (187 amino acids)
Cellular component (GO): extracellular region
Source: RefSeq, marked provisional